This is a messenger RNA of Alosa sapidissima (American shad), 1115 nucleotides long. RefSeq names its product nuclear factor 1 X-type. Gene Ontology annotation, cellular component: nucleus. The transcript is spliced from 4 exons. The record is from RefSeq and is a predicted model, not a curated record. Gene Ontology annotation, biological process: regulation of transcription by RNA polymerase II. Gene Ontology annotation, molecular function: RNA polymerase II cis-regulatory region sequence-specific DNA binding; DNA-binding transcription factor activity, RNA polymerase II-specific. Lineage: Eukaryota; Metazoa; Chordata; Actinopteri; Clupeiformes; Clupeidae. The annotation marks the transcript as partial.
GUGUGUGUUGCGUCUCAUCGCUGUUGUGGUGAAUCUUGUUCUGUGGAGCAGAGACUCAGUCCGCAUCUUUAGAUGAGAUUUACGGCUCGCUCAAGUUGCAAGCCAAGGUUCUAGAUACGGAACCCAGAGCUAGAGAGCGGAGCCAGCGAACUAGAACCUAGAUCUGCAUGUCCCUUAGAGUCAGGAGAACCUUGGUAUCUCUGAGAGAGAGGAGAACCUAGAUCUGCACACCACUUAGAACCAGGAGAACCUACAUCUUAACGCCUGUUAGAACCAGGAGAACCUAGAUCGGCACGCAUCUUAGAACCAGGAGAACCGUGGUCUACGCCUUUGCUCUCUUCUCCUUUCUUCUUGGCAGAGGAAUAGAAUGCAAUUGCACCAUGGAUGAGUUCCAUCCCUUCAUCGAGGCCCUGCUGCCGUACGUGCGCGCCUUCUCCUACACCUGGUUCAACCUGCAGGCGCGCAAGCGCCGCUACUUCAAGAAGCACGAGAAGCGCAUGUCCAAGGACGAGGAGCGCGCGGUGAAGGACGAGCUGCUCGCCGAGAAGCCCGAGGUCAAGCAGAAGUGGGCGUCCCGCCUCCUGGCCAAGCUUCGCAAGGACAUCCGGCCCGAGUGCCGCGAGGACUUCGUGCUGACCGUGACGGGGAAGAAGCCGCCGUGUUGCGUCCUGUCCAACCCCGACCAGAAGGGCAAGGUGCGGCGCAUCGACUGCCUGCGGCAGGCCGACAAGGUGUGGCGCCUGGACCUGGUGAUGGUCAUCCUGUUCCGGGGGAGUCCGCUGGAGAGCACGGACGGCGAGCGGCUACACAAGUCACCGCUCUGCUCCAAUCACACGCUCUGCGUCCAGCCGCAUCACAUCGGCGUCAACGUCAAGGAGCUGGACCUCUACCUGGCCUACUUCAUCCACUCGCCCGAUUCUGGACAAUCAGAUGACUCCAGUCAACAGGGUGAUACAGAUGUCAAACCUCCCUCUAAUGGUCACUUACGUUUCCAAGAUUACUUUGUGACGUCAGGGGUAUGGAGUGCAGCUGAGAUCGUUCGUGUCUCACAGAGUGAGUCCACACACACACACACACACACACACACACACACAUGCGUAGGCGCACGCUCACAC